Nannospalax galili (Upper Galilee mountains blind mole rat) is the source of this 2713-nucleotide messenger RNA. RefSeq names its product RWD domain containing 2B (gene Rwdd2b). The record is from RefSeq and is a predicted model, not a curated record. The transcript is spliced from 5 exons. The coding region runs from base 1618 to 2490 and encodes 290 amino acids. Lineage: Eukaryota; Metazoa; Chordata; Mammalia; Rodentia; Spalacidae. Gene Ontology annotation, molecular function: protein binding.
AUCAGUUUUCCAUUGGCUGGUUGGCCCAUUUCAGUGGGAUUCCAUCUACUAUAAAAACACAAACAACAAGAAGCAAGAACAUCUAUAACAGCAGCUACAAUAAUAGCUUAACCUAUGGGUGUAAACACAGGCACUUAGAUAGUACUUUAGCAGGUGCAUCAUAUCUCUCUAGCAAAAUAAUUGCAGUGGCUUCCCACUGGGGUCUAUAUUCCUCCCUGCCACAGGGGGUUGGUCUGGUCUACAGUACCAGCUGUGUCUUCCACCCCUAGGAGUGGGCAUUAUAUCCAAUUGAAAAUUUGCAGGUUGUACAUACACUAGCUGCUCCUAGUGCACCAGCAGGAACAGCUUGUUUGGUAUGUUGCUAGUGCAAUAAGAGGGAUCCAUAGUUGAGAAGAAUUAUAGGGGACGAUUCUCCCCCAGUCAUCUGCUUAUCGCCUUUGGCACCAUGAAAGCCACCCAUCCAGUGGCAGGUAAUUUCCAACUUAGUCCAAGCUUCAUUUCUCCCUCUCCUGGCACUAGGAUCUUCAUUUUAAAACCAUACUGCUUCUGGAAGGGCUUUCUUCCAUCCCUGCAGGGUUCCUUCUGUGCUUAAGGUUUUUUAUUUGUUUAUUUUUCAACUGUAUAUCUGGAGAAUUUUCCCCCUUUAUUCCCAUAGUUCUUUGUAUAGAGUCCCCCCCUCCCAUUUAACAUUUUGUAACAUUAAGUGCUUGGUAAGUAUUGGAGAAAUGUUCUCAUUAGAAUAAAAUGCUACCUAAGAAUGUUACAGCAAAAAUAUUGGAAGCAGCCCAGGUUUCCCUUGAAACAAUACAAAACUGGGGGGUGUGGCUGGGUGGGAGGGCCUUUUUCUGGCACAUACAAGGUCCUGGAUGGAAUCCUCAGCAUCAUUUAAAAACGAAAAUGGGAAACCAACAAUCUUGUCAUUGAAACACUACUAAACAAAAGAAACUACUGGUGCACACAGAUCACGGCUAAACCUUUCCUUUCUCUCUUUUCUUUUUUUAAGAUAGGGUCUCCCUGUAUCCCCAGCUCUCCUGGAUCUUGCUUUGUAGACCAGGCUGGCCUGGAGCUCAAGAGUUCUGUCUGCUUCUGCUUCCUUGUGCUGGAAUUAAAGGUGAGCGCCACCCACACGCAUGGCUCAGAAAAUCUGAUCGCCACGGAAAUCCUUUUGCUGUCCUUCAUUAUCAGGGAUGAAUCUGCGCUGAGGCUCCACGCCUGCAGCAGGCGGGGCCCACAUGGAUGCACCAGGCUCGUGUCUCUAACACUAUGGUCCAGAGAUAAGGAGAAUCACCACGAAUGGGAAGAUACGAGGCUGGGAUUGAGAAGUGGAAGAAGUAAACCUGCGACCAGGCCAAAGAAUUCCUUUCCUGGUACUGAUACCAAGAAAUGCACACGUCACCGAGUCCCAAGGCCUGAAGUGACUUCCGGCUUCCGGGUCUUGCAGUCUCACACUCAGGCACCGCCAGGCAAUGCGCACUCGCCACUUCCUGGUUCAAAGGUUGCGCUGCGGUUGCCUAGAAAUAGGUCUGUGCUGCUGAGACCUUGAGCGCUCGGUGCAACCCAAGCCCGGAGCGACGGCAGUGCGGGAGACCGGGACCGGGAACUUACAGAUGUCUCAGCAUGAUGGAGCUAGAGCAGGCAGAGGCCCAGCUCUCUGAGUUAGACCUGCUGGCCAGUAUGUUCCCUGCUGAUAAUGAGUUCGUAGUGAACGACCACCUGGCUCUGGCAGAACUGAAAGACUGUACUGAAAAGAAGACAAUGGAGGGCCGAUCAUCACAAGUUUACUUUACUAUCAACAUGAACCUGGACAUAGCUGAGGAAGCAAUGGUGAUGUUUUCACUGUCUUGCCUUCUUCCCUUUAAAUAUCCUACAGUCCUGCCUGAAAUUACUGUCAGGUCAGAAUCACUGAGUCGAUCCCAGCAGACUCAGCUGAACACAGAUCUGAUCGCAUACCUGCAGAAGAACUGUCUUGGAGAUGUCUGUAUACUGAAUGCCACAGAGUGGGUUAGAGAGCACGCCUCUGGCUAUGUCAGCAGAAGCAUCUCAACUUCGCCCACCAAAGAAAGUGCCGCCCAGCCAGUAGAUUGUGUCCUUACCAGACUCUGGAUCUAUAGCCAUCACAUCUACAAUAAAUACAAAAGAAAAAACAUUUUAGAGUGGGCUAAGGAGCUUUCCCUGUCAGGGUUUAGCAUGCCUGGGAAACCUGGUGUUGUUUGUGUAGAAGGCCCACAGAAUGCUUGCGAAGAAUUCUGGUCAAGACUCAGAAAAUUAAACUGGAAGCGAAUUUUAAUUCGCCAUCGAGAAGAUAUUUCUGUUGAUGGUACAACCAACGAAAUGGAAAGACAACAGAAGUUUUCCACUUUCGAAGAAAAAGUGUUCAGUGUCCAUGGAGCUAGGGGAAAUCACAUGGACUUUGGUCAGCUGUACCAGUUCUUAAAUGCCAGUGGAUGUGGGGAGGUUUUCCAGAUGCUCUUUGGUGUGGAAGGGCAGUGACUGAGCAGAAGUGAGGCUGAACCUGUUUUGUCACUGUUCAUCUUUUGAUUUUUUUCCACCCUUUCUUGAAAUUUAAUUUUUGUACCAUUCUAGAAUGUUAAGGGGGAAACUUAAGAAAAAAAAAAUCAAUGUCAUUGAAAUGCAUCUGUUAAAAAAUCUGAGAGCAGCCAGACGUGGUGGUGCAGAAGCAGGCGGAUCUCUGUGAGUUCAAGGCCAACCUGGU